Molecule: messenger RNA, 932 nt
Organism: Beta vulgaris subsp. vulgaris (sugar beet)
Lineage: Eukaryota; Viridiplantae; Streptophyta; Magnoliopsida; Caryophyllales; Amaranthaceae
Exons: 4
Coding region: 248-754 (168 amino acids)
Molecular function (GO): iron ion binding
Source: RefSeq, a predicted model, not a curated record
AAAGAGACGAGAGCGUGUGGGGAGUGAGAAUGCCACGCUUUCACUUCACUUUUUUCAUUUCCUAACAAAAAAAAAUCCAACCACUUGCAUCAUCUCUUCCUAACCAUUUCACCAUUAACUAACAAGUAAGCACCACUCUUAUCCUCACCUUCCUCCUUUUUCUACCAAGAGACGAUCUCAGAAAAGAGGAUACUCUAGAAUAAUAUAGAAAAGGUUGACCAAUAAAUUAUUGUUGCAUUAAAAGAUCAUGGCAAUAACUAUGCAGUUACAGCAACAAGCAACAACAGCCACUGCAAGCAAGUCAUGGACUAUACCUUCAGCUCUGGUGCCUCCUACAGGUACCAGCAUCGGCCUCAGGCGCCCUGCUGAUCGUUUCGCAUUGCGAUCAUCGUUCUCCUCUUCUUCUCUCCGUCUCCCGAGUGUCAAUGUUAGUGCUGCCCCCAAGUUCUCAAUGCGUGUUGCAUCCAAGCAAUCUUAUAUCUGCCGUGACUGUGGAUACAUUUACAAUGAUACUCGGAAACCUUUCGAGAAAUUACCUGACAAUUAUUACUGUCCUGUAUGUGGUGCUCCGAAACGCAGAUUCAGGGCAUAUGAGCCACCAGUAACCAAGAACGCAAAUGACGCAGAUGUUCGAAAAGCAAGGAAAGCUCAGAUUAAAAAAGAUGAAGCUAUUGGGAAAGCAUUACCAAUUGCCAUUCUUGUCGGAAUUGCUCUGCUUGGUGGUGUGUACUUCUACCUCAACAGCACCUUUUAAGUUCCCUAUAUGAAGUUUUGAAACUCAGCACAGAACAGCUUGAUUCUCAUCACCCUGUACUUGUGACCUCCUUUUAACAUCAAUACCUGCAUUUCUUAUUCUUUUUGUAUAAGUGUACUAGAAAGGAAUAUGGAUAUAUAAGCUUGAUGAAACCAUAUGAAAACAUUUUACUAUGUCA